Molecule: messenger RNA, 6935 nt
Organism: Choloepus didactylus (southern two-toed sloth)
Lineage: Eukaryota; Metazoa; Chordata; Mammalia; Pilosa; Megalonychidae
Product: heterogeneous nuclear ribonucleoprotein U-like
Exons: 1
Coding region: 1401-3797 (798 amino acids)
Biological process (GO): CRD-mediated mRNA stabilization; regulation of alternative mRNA splicing, via spliceosome; regulation of mitotic spindle assembly
Cellular component (GO): telomerase holoenzyme complex; cytoplasmic ribonucleoprotein granule; mitotic spindle midzone
Molecular function (GO): TFIIH-class transcription factor complex binding; RNA polymerase II C-terminal domain binding; pre-mRNA binding
Source: RefSeq, a predicted model, not a curated record
AGCUUCUCUCCUAAAUACUCCAGUGAACUAAUCAAGACCCACCCUGAAUGGGCAGGGCCACACCUACAUGGAAAUAAUCUAAUCAAAAGUUUCACCCACAGUUGUGUGAGCCACAUCUGUGUGGAAACACUCCAUCAAAAGUUUCCACCUUAAUCAAAAGACUAAUAAAUCUGCCCCCACAAGAUUAUAUUAAAGAAUGUGGCUUUUGGGAACAUAAUAUAUCCAAACUGGCACAAGCGGUUACUGGAAGAAAUAGUCACUGAGGUAUUUCCUUGUCAUUCAGCUGUUAGGAGUCAUUUAAUGUGCAGCACACCUGAGCAGAAAUUAUACUUACUGGGGUACCAUUUUGCAAAGAUUGCUGCUUGUCUGGUCUGUACAUCCUAGGUAUGAAAAUCUUUUUCCAUAGUUCUAAAUUGACUUGAGACUCAUCAUCAAAUACUAUCACUCAUAUUUAUCUUUUAAAUUGCUAGGAGAUGUUAUUUUUGAUAAAUGUAUUAGUUGGUAUUAUAUAAACCAAUAUUAUGGAAUUAACUAUGUUUUGAUUAUGAAAGUAUUAGGCAGCCUCUAUCACUAAUUGUUAUCCUUUCCAACCAGCUUAAGGAAAUCUUUCAGUUACGGACCUGUUCAGAGCCAAUUUUAUCUUUUAUGUUGUUUGAAUCUGUACUGCUGAAUACAAACCAAAGUGGUCUGAGCUAGAAUGUUGGCUUCUUACUUCAGACCUAUUAUAUGGAUUGUUGGAAAUUCUGUUUCUUUCUCUAACUUUUCAAUGUUUGAAGUUAAGUACAAACUUUGAGUUCAUUUGUAUUGCUCUAGCUACCAUGACUCCCAAGAGCUAAAACAAAGCUAUGUGCAAUACUGGAACUUGAGAAGACUCAUGCUCUGAAAAUCUGUACUGGAUGGCAUUUUCUUUUCCUCAGGGAUGUGCAAGUGGGAUGUGUCUCCUGGUUUUUGGAAAGUAAAAGAAUACACUUCAGAUUGAGUGCAUCGUAAGAAGUUUCUCCACAUGAUAAAAUCACUAACCCCAUGUGUCAAACUAGUAGUCAUUCUUCCCUGAGUAUCAUAAACAGGGUUUUUACUGUUAACCCAUAUAAUGCCCAAAAAGUAUAGACUGGAUCUGGCCUUUUGAUUUUUAAUUUAAUGAAAAUUAGGCCAACAUUUCUAGAACAUUUAUUUGCAAAAGAGAAUCGGUCUCCGCGUCUCCCUCGCGAACUCAGUGAAAGGAAUUGGCGCCGUUUGACACCAGGCGGGUCCGCUCUGCAGCACGAACCCACCUCCAGCCGCAGCCGCAGCCGCCGCCCGGGCCGACGAGCAGCCGCAGCAGCCGCAGCAGCCGCCAUCAGUGGCCGUGUGAGCGGAGCCGAGUUUGAGCCAGCGCCUAGCAGUGAAUCGGGGCCCUCACGAUGAGUUCCUCGCCUGUUAAUGUAAAAAAGCUGAAGGUCUCGGAGCUGAAAGAGGAGCUCAAGAAGCGGCGCCUUUCUGACAAGGGCCUCAAGGCCGAACUCAUGGAGCGACUCCAGGCCGCGCUGGACGACGAGGAGGCCGGGGGCCGCCGCGCCAUGGAGCCCGGGAACGGCAGCCUAGACAUGGGCGGGGAUUCCGCCGGGCGCUCGGGAGCAGGCCUCAAGCAGGAGGCCGCGACCGCCGGCGAUGAGGAGGAAGAGAUCGCCGCCCUGGAUGGCGACCAGAUGGAGCUAGGAAAGGAGAAUGGGGCCGCGGGGGCGGCCGAUUCGGUCCCGAUGGAGGAGGAGGAGGCUGCUUCGGAAGACGAGAACGGCGACGGUCAGGGCUUCCAGGAAGGGGAAGAUGAGCUCGGAGACGAGGAGGAAGGAGCGGGAGACGAGAACGGGCACGGGGAGCAGCAGUCUCAACCGCCGGCAACGCCGCAGCAACAGCCCCAACAGCAGCGCGGGGCCGCCAAGGAGGCCGCGGGGAAGAGCAGCGGCCCCACCUCGCUGUUCGCGGUGACGGUGGCGCCGCCCGGGGCCAGGCAGGGCCAGCAGCAGGCGGGAGGAGACGGCAAAACGGAACAGAAAGGCGGAGACAAAAAGAGAGGUGUUAAAAGACCUCAAGAAGAUCAUGGCCGUGGACAUUUUGAGUACAUUGAAGAGAACAAGUAUAGCAGAGCCAAAUCUCCUCAGCCACCUGUCGAAGAAGAAGAUGAACAUUUCGAUGACACAGUGGUUUGUCUUGAUACUUAUAAUUGUGAUCUACAUUUUAAAAUAUCGAGAGAUCGUCUCAGUGCUUCUUCUCUAACCAUGGAGAGUUUUGCUUUUCUUUGGGCUGGAGGAAGGGCCUCUUAUGGUGUUUCCAAAGGCAAAGUCUGUUUUGAAAUGAAGGUUACAGAGAAGAUCCCAGUAAGGCAUUUGUAUACAAAAGAUAUUGACAUACAUGAAGUUCGGAUUGGUUGGUCCCUAACUACAAGUGGAAUGUUGCUUGGUGAAGAAGAAUUUUCUUAUGGAUAUUCUCUAAAAGGAAUAAAAACAUGCAACUGUGAGACUGAAGAUUAUGGAGAGAAGUUUGAUGAAAAUGAUGUGAUUACAUGUUUUGCUUACUUUGAAAGUGAUGAAGUAGAGCCCUCCUAUGCUAAGAAUGGACAAGAUCUUGGCAUUACCUUCAAAAUCACUAAGGAAGUUCUUGCUGGACGGCCACUCUUCCCGCAUGUUCUUUGUCACAACUGUGCAGUUGAAUUUAAUUUUGGUCAGAAGGAAAAGCCAUAUUUCCCAAUACCUGAAGAUUAUACUUUCAUCCAGAAUGUCCCUUUAGAGGAUCGAGUCAGAGGACCAAAGGGGCCUGAAGAAAAGAAAGAUUGUGAAGUUGUAAUGAUGAUUGGCUUGCCAGGAGCUGGAAAAACCACCUGGGUUACUAAACAUGCAGCAGAAAAUCCUGGUAAAUACAACAUUCUUGGCACAAAUACCAUUAUGGAUAAAAUGAUGGUGGCAGGAUUUAAGAAGCAAAUGGCAGAUACUGGAAAGCUGAACACGCUGUUGCAGAGAGCUCCCCAGUGUCUUGGAAAGUUCAUUGAGAUUGCUGCCCGUAAGAAGCGAAAUUUCAUUUUGGAUCAGACAAAUGUGUCUGCUGCUGCACAGAGGAGAAAAAUGUGCCUGUUUGCAGGCUUCCAGCGAAAGGCUGUUGUAGUUUGCCCAAAAGAUGAAGACUAUAAGCAGAGAACACAGAAGAAAGCAGAAGUAGAGGGAAAAGACCUUCCAGAACAUGCAGUUCUCAAAAUGAAAGGAAACUUUACGCUGCCAGAGGUAGCUGAGUGCUUUGAUGAAAUUACCUAUGUUGAACUGCAGAAGGAGGAGGCCCAGAAACUUUUGGAGCAAUAUAAGGAAGAAAGCAAAAAGGCUCUUCCCCCAGAAAAGAAACAGAACACUGGCUCAAAGAAGAGCAAUAAGAAUAAGAGUGGCAAGAACCAGUUCAACAGAGGUGGUGGCCAUAGAGGACGUGGAGGAUUCAAUAUGCGUGGUGGAAAUUUCAGAGGGGGAGCUCCUGGGAAUCGUGGUGGAUAUAAUAGGAGGGGCAAUAUGCCACAGAGAGGUGGUGGCGGUAGCGGAAGUGGUGGAAUUGGCUAUCCAUACCCUCGUGGCCCUGUUUUCCCCAGCCGAGGUGGCUAUUCAAAUAGAGGGAACUACAACAGAGGUGGGAUGCCCAACAGAGGGAACUACAACCAGAAUUUCAGAGGACGAGGCAACAAUCGUGGCUACAAAAAUCAAUCUCAGGGCUACAACCAGUGGCAGCAGGGUCAAUUCUGGGGUCAGAAGCCAUGGAGUCAGCAUUAUCACCAAGGAUAUUAUUGAAUACCCAAAUAAAACGAACUGAUAAAUAUUUCUCCAAAACCUUCACAAGAAGUCAACUGUUUUCUUUAGUAGGCUAACUUUUUAAACAUUCCACAAGAGGAAGUGCCUGCGGGUUCCUUUUUUAGAAGCUUUGUGGGUUGAUUUUUUUUUUUUUCUUUUCUUUUUUGUACAUUUUUAAUUGCAGUUUUAAAGUGAAUCGUAAGAGAACCUCAGCAUUGUGCACGAUAAGAGAAUGUGUCAGUAUUUCAGGGUUCUGCAUUUUAUCUGUAAAAUGUGACUUUUUUUUUUAUCACAACAAAAGUAAAAUGUUGCUUUGUACCUGGUGUCUUUUAUUAAGAAUUUACUCCCCCAUUUCUCACAGAGAAUAACAGUCGGGAGUCAUUGUCACAAUAUAAUAGAAAUGUUAGCAACCAGAUUCAUGUAAGGACUAAGUGGUCCUCAUGAAUUGCAUAAGACUCUGUACUGCUCAUAUUACACUCCAUCCUCUCUGUAGAUUGAUGAAUAGUGGAGGGAGGGGGUAAACUAAAUAGUCGUUUCUGACAAUAACUGGGAAGGUUUUUUGUCUUUAAAUAACAAUGGAAUUGGUUUUAUUGAGAAUGAAGAAAAAAUUUGGAUCCAAGAUACAGAAGAUGGAGUGUAUAUAGAAGGGCUGUUAAAAAUGUAAAACACGGUUGCAUUAUUUGUGGAGGCUCAAACUUGUGAAGGUUAAAUACCAUAAUUUUUCCAUUUGUUCUGCAUUUUGAUUCUGAAAAGAAAGCUGGCUUUGCCCAUUUCUUAUUAAAAAAACUUGUAAAUCCAGUUGUCUAAUGGGAUCUAUAUGAAGUUAGCUAUGUCUGUAUGCCCUUCUCCCACAAAAUACUGUAUAACUAGUGUGCUUGUAGUAGUUAACUCCAUCGUCUUUGUAAGCUAAUGAAAUUGUGAGUCACUCAUUUAUAUCUUAAUUUUUAAUCAUGUCAGUUCUUGAAUGGGUAUCUCCUUAGCCUGCUGAUUUCUUUUUCUUUCUAAAGAAAGUGGGUGGAGAAAUUAAUUUUGACGUUUGUUUGCAAUAAAAUGAAUUCAUUUUACUCUUGUUUUGGGAUUCUCGCCAUCAAGGUUCAAAAUCCCUAUAAAACUCCCAAGAGGAGAUUGUAAGUGUGUGCUUUCUGGACAGCUUAUUAUUCUCUGUAUUUGGAACAUUUAGGUUUUAAGAACGUAAAUGUAUAUUGACAACUGAUUUUGAUUAUGAAGUAAAGUUGAAUUCCUCCCUUCCCCUUCCUCCCCAGACAACUUUUAUCGUAUUUUAUGAGGGGAAAAGGUACUGGCUGGGAGAAGUUAACACUCAGUUUAUCAUCUUUACAAAAUGCUAAUGGCUGUCCUCAACUGAUUAUUUUAUAAAUAUAUAAAAUACCUGAAACUCUGGGAACAGAUGCUUUUAGAAGCCAUCAUGCAAGCCAGUCAUUGAUUUCACUACUACACAACACUGCUAACUUAACUCUAGCUAUGUGAUGACAUUAGAUCCCCGAAUUGUAAUUUAUUGGGUUUGUACAGAACACUUAAUCUUCUAAAGGACCCUCACGGAUGUGAAGUGAGGAAUCAGGAGUCAAACUGUAGAACUAAAAUUUGACUUCAUUCUAGUUUUUUGUUGGUACUUUUAGGUUGCUUUGGUAAAUUUAGGUUUGCUUAUGUUUCUAGUUACUUAGAUUUUUGUUUUAGCCAUUUUAAAUCCGAUUUUUAACUUGAAUUUUCAUACUCCUAGGAAUCUUACUACAAGCUGGAAUUAAGUUUUAUAUGAUGAUGAUGUAGGUUAGUUGAAAAGUUUCUGUAACAAAGGCUAAUCAUGUAACUUUAAAGACAGUACGAGGUAGUGUUUCAAAGGAUUUUGUCUUUUUAGACGUUUAUUUAUUGACAGCAAAUCACUGGCAUGAGCUACUUUUGUCAGAUUACAUUAUUGUUAAAAUUGCAUAGACCUAACCCAGAGAGUAUAACAUCCAAACUGUACACUGAUGCUAAUGUACAGAUGUCCUAAAAUUUAUAUUGGUACCUUUUUAAAAUUGUCAGUGUACUUUCUAGUUGCUUAUAAAGGACCAUACUCUAAUUGCAACAAGGAAGUAGUGGCCAAAUAACACUUACUUAGGUAGACCUACCAUGCUAUGUGCAGCCCCGUAAGUUUUGGGAGGAGAGAUCAAAAUGCUGUUCAGAAAAAAUGUUUGAAAAACAAUUUGAAACAUGGUCUCAACAUUAGAAUCAUAUUGUCUGUAGUUGUAUGAACAGAAAUAAUCUUAGGAAGUAUUUAGGAAAUUAAAAGAAUGCACCAAGUGAAGAAUAGCUAAGUUUAAAAAUGCCAAGUUCUGACAGAAUUAAGAUCUGUGAACAAGAAACUUGGUUUAUUCACCCAUCUCCAUGCCUGCCCCCCCCCCCACCAUGGCAAGCAAAAACAAAGCACCAGACUUAGUUCUGAACAAAUGUCCUGACUAUAUGCCCUGAAAAAUCUCAUGUUAAUAUUGCUGUUGGUUUUAGGGAUACUUCUGCAGAUAGUUAACUGAUAGUUAACUCAGUUUCUGAGUUUCCUAACAGAAAUUGAAUUGAUGGUCAGCUGCAGUAGUAUGAAAAUAGCAUGCAAAGGUCAAUCAAGAAAGAAAACUAAAAAUGCUGAAAGAUACAAAUGAUAAAUACGUUAGCUAACAUGUAUUCAGUUUUCUUUGUUGCUGACAGGCUAAUGUUCCUCACAUCCAGCCUUUGCUGAGGUCAGGGAGAAUUUAGAUUGAUGAAGCGCUCUGGCUCUGAGUUCUAGAAGGUAGUUUACCAGAUUUGGGCCGUAAUAACCAGACAGGAAGAUAAAAUCUUAAAAUAAGUAUGCAUCAAAUCAAUUCAACAUUGAUGAAAUGACACGAUGAAGUAAUACUAAAUCAUUUGCGUAGGAAAGAACCUAUCUGAAUACAAGGGGCUUGAAAGAUGUUCUUAAACACUAACAAGAUAUUAAAGCUUCUUAAAUCAAUUUCCUUUGAAAAAGUACUGAAAAUUAUUCCAGGAAAGGCAACUAGAAAUACUUUUAUUGUGUUCUCUACCCUCUGGGGAUAUUACUACAUUCAUGGGCAGUUGUGUUCUGUAUUCAAUAUUUGCUUUAAUUGUUGGGAAUUAAAUAGGUUUUGUUUUCUAAAA